AUGACUAAAGUUGCUGGUCACUGGAUACGCCGAAAAGAAAACAUAAGUAAUUUGGAAAAUAGGGGCAACAUUUUAAUAGUACGUGUUGAGAGGAUGGAUAUGGUUAGGCUAAGUUACCAUGUCGUCCAAGAAGUUCAAGAAGCAAUAAAAGAAAUACGAGAGUUGCUACAAUGUGAAAAUAAUAUUCCACCAGAGGAGCGAGAGACGUUAAUAGAUUUGGGAAGAAAGGCAUGGGCAGCACGUCUAAGGAGAGUAGAAUAUUCAAAGAAUGAUAUAGGGCCAUACACAAUUAUCAUUGAAUCGACAGAGAAAAAUGUAGCAGGGUUACACUAUUCGGAUUUGUCGAAGAUAUUAUAUCAAAUAAAAGUUGAAGGUAUAACGAAUAUUACUAAAAAGGGAUUCAAUAAGGUAGGAGUCGAGUUUAAUACAUAUCAGCAAGCUAAUAAUUUACUUAUUAAUGAUAAAUUACAACAGAAAUCUUUGAUAGCAUAUAUUCCCCAAAGAUUGUUAUCAACGAAAGGCAUUAUAAGAGACGUGGGACAAUUAAUUUUGGAAGAAGACAUCGUACAAGAAAGUUAUAGUAAUAAAGAAAUCAUUGAGGCCAAAAGAUUAGAUCGAAAAUUCAGAGAAGGAGGCAAGAUAAUUUACAAAUCAUCAUUUACAGUAGUGUUGACAUUUGAGGGUAAAACCUUACCAAAAGAAAUUAAAUUAUUUGGAGUGAAUUACCCAGUAUACACUUACGUAAGGCCGGUUAUACAGUGCUACAAUUGCUUAGGAUAUGGACACUCAAAGAACCAAUGUCGAAGUAAAACAAGAUGUUAUAAAUGUGGAGAAGGGCACAUGGCAAAAGACUGUGAGGAAAACUACAAGUGCUAUUAUCAUUGUGGAGAGGGCCAUUCAGCGACGUCAUGGGAUUGUAAAGAGCAUAAGAGACAAAAGAAUAUCAACACGUUAAUAGCAGAGCAGAAUCUGUCAGCCUAUGAAGCAGGGCAGAUAUGCCCAUCAGAUAAACAGAAAAACAAAAGAACGCCUGGCUAUAGAACUAAUUAG
Molecule: messenger RNA, 1050 nt
Organism: Sitophilus oryzae (rice weevil)
Lineage: Eukaryota; Metazoa; Arthropoda; Insecta; Coleoptera; Curculionidae
Exons: 3
Coding region: 1-1050 (349 amino acids)
Molecular function (GO): zinc ion binding; nucleic acid binding
Source: RefSeq, a predicted model, not a curated record